Messenger RNA from Phodopus roborovskii (desert hamster), 1288 nucleotides. RefSeq names its product tRNA-yW synthesizing protein 5 (gene Tyw5). Gene Ontology annotation, biological process: wybutosine biosynthetic process. Gene Ontology annotation, molecular function: 2-oxoglutarate-dependent dioxygenase activity; tRNA binding. Lineage: Eukaryota; Metazoa; Chordata; Mammalia; Rodentia; Cricetidae. The transcript is spliced from 8 exons. The coding region runs from base 12 to 956 and encodes 314 amino acids. The record is from RefSeq and is a predicted model, not a curated record.
CAGAGCCCACCAUGGCGGAGCAGCGUCUUCCGGUGCCUCGGCUUCGGGGCGUCACGCGGGAGCAGUUCAUGGAGCAUCUCUACCCACAGAGAAAGCCUCUGGUGUUAGAAGGACUUGAUUUGGGGUCUUGUACAAGCAAGUGGACAGUGGAUUACCUGAGCCAAGCUGGAGGGACGAAAGAAGUGAAGAUUCACGUUGCUGCAGUUCCACAGAUGGACUUCAUCAGUAAGAACUUUGUGUAUAGAACUUUACCAUUUAACAAGUUGGUCCAGAGAGCUGCUGAAGAAACUCAUAAAGAAUUCUUUAUUUCAGAGGAUGAAAAAUACUACUUACGAUCACUUGGAGAAGACCCUAGGAAGGAUGUUGCAGAUAUCAGACAGCAGUUUCCAUCAUUAGGAAGAGAUAUUAAGUUUCCAAUGUUCUUUGAAGAGGAACAAUUCUUUUCCAGUGUCUUUCGAAUUAGUUCACCUGGAUUGCAACUCUGGACUCAUUAUGAUGUAAUGGAUAACUUUUUAAUACAAGUGACAGGAAAAAAGCGAGUUAUUCUGUUCAAUCCUCGAGAUGCACACUAUUUAUAUUUAUCAGGUUCUAAAUCGGAAGUGCUUGAUAUUGACAGCCCUGAUCUGGAUAAAUACCCACUCUUCCCUAAGGCGAGGAGGUAUGAGUGUUCCCUUGAAGCUGGUGAUGUUCUGUUCAUUCCUGCUUUAUGGUUCCAUAAUGUAAUUUCUGAAGAGUUUGGAGUGGGAGUGAAUGUCUUUUGGAAGCACCUUCCAUCGGAAUGCUAUGACAAAACAGAUACCUAUGGCAACAAAGAUCCUGUAGCAGCAUCCAGAGCUGUGCAAAUCUUGGACAGAGCUUUAAAAACACUGGCUGAACUACCAGAGGAAUACAGGGACUUCUAUGCACGCCAAAUGGUCUUGCGCAUUCAAGACAAAGCCUACAGCAAGAACUUUUAAGUAAAAUCUCUUCUCUCUUCUUAGCUUUUUGACUAAGAUCAAGUGUAGAACUUCAAAAAAAAAAAAAAAAAAAUGAAAUGUAGUAAAAAUUUCAAAAUAAAUUAAAAUCAGCUCCAGUAUUUGAAAAUUAUACAAGAUAUAAACAUUUAAAGAUACUUUUUAGAAGUAAAUCAGUCUCAGAUUCAUGGUAUAAAGGAGGUAUGGACUGAGAAUGCUUAGUGGAACCAUUUUUAAGCUCUAAGAUGUAAAUAACUUAAAAUGUAUUCAGUCACACUACAUGAAGUCUACUGAUGGAUGUCCUUCUUUAGUCUUUGUAGUGAUUCAGCAGUGCC